UACAUAAAGUACUCAUCUAAACUAAUCAUUCAAUUAAUUCAAAAUGUCAAAAUACAAUUCACAUGUCCAUUUCAAAUUAUAUAAAAAUACAUUACAGAGUCAAAACAAUUAUAAUAUAAUAUUUAUACUUAAAUCAAGUUAAAAUGUAAAACACAAGAAACAAUAAUAAAAUAUGAAUUAAUAAAUCAAUAGUCACCCAUUAUUAUAAAAAAAAUAUUAAUCAAUCCAAUUAAUGCAAGGAUCUAUUAUUUAAAAACUCAUCGACACUAUAAAAAGUUCUGUCAAAGAGCCAUAAUUUUAAUUUAUAUUUAAAAUUAUUAAGCGAUUUGGCGUCCGUGACCAACUUUGGUAACAAGUUAUAUACCGUCGAACCCAUGACAUGUGUUAGCCUGCUCGAUUUGACCAAAGUUCUCUGCUCACAGGUCAGCUUAUUCGCACCUCGAGUAUAGUGUGAAUGUUUGUCACUGUUUUUACUGUAUGAUUGUAAAUUUGUCCGCACAAAUAAAAUUACUAUCGACGGAAGAGUUAAAAUUCCGAGUUCUUUGAAAUACGGUCGUGCUGAUUCAUCCGAUCGUAUUUUAACAAUAGCACGUAUGGCACGUUUCUGCAUUCUGUAUACUCGCCUCCAGUCUGCAGCCCGCCCCCAUAACUCUGCGCUAUACUGUAACAAGGAAUAGACCGUUGCGAAAUAACACGACCGAACCACUUCCCUCGACAUGAGCCUUGACAAUCUGUUGCGGGCGUAGCAAGCUCCACCAAGCUUACCACACGUGUGAUCAAUAUGGGCUUCCCAUGUAAGCCCCUUAUCAAAAACAAAUGCCAGAAAGGUGGUUUUGUCGACCUCUUUUAUUUUUAUAGUUCCUACUUUAACAGCGAGCUCUCUAGUCAUCCGUCCAGGCAGACGUCAUUUAAACAACGUGAAGUGAUUCGAAUUCAAGAAAUCGAUUCAGACCGGGCAUCCCUAGUGUAUCGGUACAAUCUCAGUCUAGUUCCAUGGAGGUACUUCAGUUCAGUUCAAUACAGGUCUUUUUUAUGUCAUUCACUGAGAGCUAGUAAUUUGUCAUUGUUGUCAUUUUAUUUAAAAGUUAUCAACGGUUUUUAGUUAUUUGCACCUAGUUAUUUCUUGUGAAUAUUUAACAUUCUCCUGCAAAUUUUAAUAACUACAUGUUUAUCUAAUGAGUUUUAUAAGCUAAAAUCAUGAGUGAAAAUACAGAAUCCACGGGAAACAGCAUCAAGUUUGCACCGAUGCCGAUGUCGGCACUGCUCGCUCAACUCAACUUGAUGCCUCUUGAGAAUUCUUCAGACUCUAGUUUUACAUCAGCAGAUGAAAGUGAUAAUUCAUUUAGCGAAACUGUAGCUAGGAAACCGUCGCCUUGUAAAGUAAACACUGGAUUUCGUACACCUAAUGCUAGAAUCACAAAAGUCAACAAAGAUACCAAAGGUUACUCUUCAGAAAGAAAAUUGAGUACUAAAGAUCAUGACAAGGAAAAUAUGAAUAAGAAUGACCUAUUAAUCUACCCAUUUUCUUCGAAUAAAGACGUCAAUUUGAUACAAAGUGCUCAUAAAAAGGUUUUAUCAAGUGUUCCGCCUACUUCAGAAGCUAAAAAGCACGCAGUUCUUAUGCCACACAGCAACAAUAAAAUUCUUCAAAGCAAGAUUGGUUCUGUACAUAAAAGUACACCAGAAAUGUCCAAACUGCCUGUCAUUAUUCAAAAAAAAUCUGCAACACCAAAGAUUAAGUCUGGUAUUAGGAAAUUCACUCCUAGCUCAGGAAAGCAUAGUCAUAAAAAGACUCCACAGAAAGCUUUGAUUCAAAAUCGUGACAAGGUGAGAUGCGAGUUGUUUACUCAGAACCCUCCAAAAUCUGAAGUACCAUGUCCUGUGAAUCAAGUGGAGCCAACACCUACACCUGUGCCAGAGACUCCAGUUAAUAGAAAGGCAAUGCCAGCUUCUUAUGUGGCCACUCCAUCCUACCCGCAAGGUGUUAUGGGAAACAAUUCAAAAAUACUCUUCAAAACAACUAGCAUUAAGGAUAAAAAGUAUUUAUUUAUUAAAAAAUUAGGUACCGGAGGGUCCAGCGAAGUGUACAAAGUUCUAGAAGUUGGUACCUCUUGUGAAUAUGCUGUGAAGUGUGUGUACCUGGCAACUGAUCAAGAGUUGGCUCGGGGCUAUAUCAAUGAAGUGAAAUUACUCCGGGAGCUGCAGAACUCUGACAGAGUUGUCAGGCUAUAUGACUAUCAGUACGACCGCGCGAACCAAUUCCUGCGCCUAGUGCUGGAAGUAGGCGAAACUGAUCUAUCAUCAUUUCUGCGCGCACGCGGCGCCGGCCUGCCGCCUACGCUGGUUGUCCACUACUGGGAGGAGAUGCUGCAUGCUGUGCAUUAUAUACACGAGCAUGGCGUGAUCCACGCGGACCUGAAGCCGGCCAACUUCCUGCUAGUAUGCGGGCGCUUGAAGUUGAUCGACUUCGGCAUCGCGUCCGCCAUCAGCAGCGACGCGACCAGCGUGGUGCGCGCGCAGGCCACCGGCACCUACUCCUACAUCAGCCCCGAGGCGCUCAUGGGCGGCGCCGGCGGGUACGGCGUCUGCGCUGCCGACGGAAACGCGCCAAUCAAGAUAUCGUUCCGGUCGGACGUGUGGUCGCUGGGCUGCAUCCUGUACAGCAUGAUGUACGGCCGCACUCCGUUCGGACACAUCCCCAACCUCGCCAAGCUGGCCGCCAUACUCGACCCCAACCACAAGAUCGAUUACCCGCCCGUUGAGCACCUCCCGCCAACUCUCCUGGCGGCGCUGAAGUGGUGCCUCACCUACGUCGCGCGCUCACGACCUUCCGUCAGCCAACUUUUAGCGCUGCCAUAUCUACAACCGACGAGAUCUCCCCUCCCAGAAGCACUGCUUAACAAACUACGACCACAUCUCUCCCCACAAGAAUACCAGCUGCUGCAGCGUGCCCAGAUAUAGCCAAUAUAAAGGAACCCUGGAGACGUUGAUUUGCCAGCGGGGGAUCAGAACACAGAGUUGUCGCCAUAGCUGCGUCAGUUCAGAGCGAAUUAGUGAUUAUAGUGUACGAAAAACGUAUAAGUCAAAGGUAUUUAUAAUUUGUAAGUACCUUUAGCAAAUAACAGUAAUAUAGAUGACUGUAAAAUAGGCAAUUUAUCAAUAUUCCUGUAUAAAUUAGAUAAGACUGAACAAUUAGCCAACAUGCUUUUUGAUUGGUAAAUAUUGCAUUAAUUUUUAGUUAUAUCAGUUUAGUAGCCAAAUCAGAGAUCAAUUAUUAUGAUCACGACUGUCCAUAAUGCAUUUUUUUUUUCAAAAUUAGCACGAUAUACUUGCUUACAACAUAAAAAUUAUUGUAAAAACAUAAUUGACUUAGGCUGGAAACAGUGCUCGACCGACGGUCAGCGCUGACCGUCGUCAAUGCUUCACUGACUUAGCGACCAACCAUACGCGCGUACGUACAUUCAAAGCAAAUAUAGACUGUUAAACACCCUGUCAGUAUAGUGUAUAACAGUCUAUAUUGUCUCUUGCAUUGCGCAGUCGGGUAAAAAUGAAUAUUGAUACAGAGCGCCUUAUUACUGAAGUGCGGCUUCGUCCGUCGUCGUUUCAAUAGGAUGGACAGAACCUCGAAACAUAUUGGAAUGUUUCAAAGUAUCAUGUAAGCUUGCGUGAACUACACGAAAUCGAAACUUCUGAUUGACAUGUUGAAAUAAUCAAAAAACCUUUUCUUGUCUUCUUGCAAUCUCGAUAAUAGUUUGCAGAAUUCGCCUUCAAGUAACCGUUGUACAAGUAUUUUGUGUACAUGAUAUCUUCGGCGCCUUCUAUUCCGUCGUUUGCGCAAAAAAUAGCGCAUUCACAGCAAAAUGGUUCAUUUUUCUCGUGAAUUUACACACGCGUCGCCGUUCGCCGUCAGCGUAGCAGUGAAUGCAUUUUCGCGACCGACGGUCAGCGCUGCCGGUCAGGACGUACCGUCGGCCGAGCACUGUUUCCAGCCUUAAUGUAAAUAGAAACAUUAAUGUAUAUUUAAGAAAUAUGUAUUAUAUAAAAAUAGUUAUCUAAUUAAUAUGAUUUAUUGUAAUGAAGCUAUAAAUAAUAAUGUUUAUGUGUAAAUUGACGUGUGACUUUUAAUUUAAACACCCAAAUAGAUAUAAAUACUUUAUUGAAAUUAUAUGAGAAUACAAAAAAUAAAUAAAAAUUUAAGCUAUGAAGAAUUUGAACUUUAUAUCUAGCGUAACUUACAAGUUAACAUACAAUAAAUACUUUUACUCUUAUCAAGCACGAAACGUGAUGAAAUGCAAAUAGAAUUUGUAUUGUCCAAAUUUAAAAGUGCAUAAAAAGCAUGAAAAUAAAGGGAGCUUCUUAUCUCUCUGCUUAACUCAGAGAAAAGGAAUUCUGACCCUCCUGCGCAUUUACUUAGUAGUAAAUAAGUAUCGACUACACGAGUAGCGAUGAACAUCAGUAGACGACGCUUCUCCAUCGAAGGCGCCAGUACUACGAAACUGCAGUGCGCGCAGCUUGGACUCCAGAAAUGAAGAAAAAAUGCUUUAAUUUCAGUCUAUAAGAUUUUGGAAUUGAUGAGGAAAGUUGGCAAGCAGAUGCUAAAGUGAAAUAUAAAAUUGCAAAUGCUUUUUGCACGCGCACCUCGUGCCAACGCUCCCUUUACGAAUAUUGUCGAAGGAUGAGAGAUAAUAUCUAGUUCAAAAUUAUGGCAUGCUUUAAAUAAAUCAAGCCAAUGGAAUACAUAGCAAGUGUCUUAGUAUUCCCGCUUUUGUGUUUAACAGUUUCGAGUGAGGUAAGGGAAUGACAUCACGAAUGAAAAGACGCAUUGUUUGGUGGUGUAGUUUAAUGCGUUAGAACGAAGGUGCGCGGCUUUGGAGGCAGCAGCGGGUGUUACAUUAGUUCUGGAACAGCGUGCGCGUAAAGUCGAUGUAGUCGAGCGCGUUGGGGAUGGGCCGCUCCGACUUCGGGUCCUGGUAGGGCUUCAUGCGAGCCACGCAGUAGUCCGCCAUCUCCUUUGUAAGAUUCUGGAUAGUAAAACAAAAUAUUGGUCUAUGAAAAAGUCAAGACAUUAAUUAGAACAGGCAGAAACAGAAAAUUUAAGCUUUUAUUCAUAAGCACUUUACCCGCCCUGGGGGACAUUCGCCUAACGGGAUUGCUAUGUCUAUCGCUAUCGCUUACGAUUUCAUUUUGUUAUUUCUGACCGCCGGAGGUUUUCGAAUACCUCACGCGCAUUUUUUUAAUAUUGUUAUUACCAAUGCAAAAGAAAAAAAAGAGAGCGAGGCUUUGCAAACCCUUCGGCCGUAAGAAGGGUUAUAAUUUAGGAAUUUAAAAAGUCAUCAUCAUCAUCAUCAGCCUAUUAAUGUCCCCACUGCUGGGGCACAGGCCUUCCCUAUGGAUGGAAUAAGGAGUUU
Chilo suppressalis (striped riceborer) is the source of this 5408-nucleotide messenger RNA. The record is from the annotation of a GenBank genome assembly. Lineage: Eukaryota; Metazoa; Arthropoda; Insecta; Lepidoptera; Crambidae.